Messenger RNA from Ipomoea nil (Japanese morning glory), 954 nucleotides. RefSeq lists its product as uncharacterized. The record is from RefSeq and is a predicted model, not a curated record. The transcript has 2 exons. Lineage: Eukaryota; Viridiplantae; Streptophyta; Magnoliopsida; Solanales; Convolvulaceae. Bases 47 to 910 code for a protein of 287 amino acids.
ACAUUCAACCAAUUAACUUCAUUGCAGCAGUCAAAGAAAAUUAAGAAUGGAUGUUGAAUUGGGGUUGAAGCUCACAAGGCCUGCAGAUGAGUUCAGCUCUGCUAAUUUCCAGUUGUUGAAAGAUCACAGAAGCCCUCUUUUCCAGUCUAAAGAAACCAUCACCAUGUUCAUCCUAACAGCCCAUCUUAGAGGCUAUAAGAGAGGAGAUAUAAAGAUUGAGAUCAAUGAGGAUGGGAGUGUAAUGGUGAUAGGUGGUGAGAAAGCAGUUGAGGAGACAGUAAUGAUGGGAUGGAGACUGUACAAGAAAGGAACAGAAACCUUAAAGUUGAAGAAAUCUUUCAGAAUUCCUAAUGGAGUGGUUUUGGACAAGAUUGAAGCCAUGUUUAAUGAAGAUGAAUCUGUGCUCACUGUCUCAAUGCCAAAAACAGUGACAGGAAUAAUGGUUGGAAGUGUGGUUGAGGAAAUAAUAGAGGAGAUUCCCAGACAGGAAUCUGCAGAGAUUCCUCAAAGUCCCAGAAAACCUGAGAGGAAAUUGCAGGGUAGUGAAGAAGAACAUGGACAAGAUUCAUGGGAAGAUGACAAGUUGAUUAUUCUUGAUGAGGAUUCACCAGAAGAUGAUCAAGAAACUAGCCUGCAAACAGGCGAUGAAGGUGAAUCUUCAGGUGCAAAACAGGAAGAAGUUGCAGAUGAAGAAGAGCUGCCAAGGAGUGAUGAAGGUGAUGUUCAUCAAGAAGAUGAAGAUCACAGAAGGAGAGAAGAAGAAGAAGAAGAAGAAGGUGGGGAGAAAUGCAGUAGUAUAUUAUGUGCUCCCAUUGUUGCAGGCUCGGCCUUGCUCUUAUCAUUCGUGGUCUUUGCAAUUCAAUGCAUUAGAAGAACUAACAGGCCAACACCACAAAACAAUGUAGAAUAAUGUGUAUCAAAUUUCUUAUAUUAUUACACAUUAAGUUUAUAGAU